GUCGCCGCAGUCACUGAAGCAACUGCCGAGGUUUCAGUCAUUUCGCUUCGUUUGAUGCGGCUUUCAUUGUAGCAUCGGGCUUGGCCACACGAUUUUUGAAGCGCAUUGCUGUCGUCUGUUGAACGAUUUCGGUCCCAAAAGCGUUCACAAAUAGUAAACAAGCGCACAUUUUUCUAUACUUACAAUACAUACAUAGGUCCAUAUUUGUAUACACUUAUGUAAUUAUGUACAUGCUUUGUUGAGUGCGUCCAUACUACAUAGUUCGUGUGCUCCGACCUCGUCAUCUUAUCGUUUAUGCACGUUCGUGCUUGUUGAUUUGUUGGUUCUUCGGUUCGUUGGUUUGUUGGUGUAUUUUUUCGCUUGAGAGCUCAUUAACGUUUCGCUUCGCUAAGUGCGCUGUAUCGCCUGGGAGACAGCAACGCGUCAACCCAAGUAAACCGAACAUCGCCAAGGGAAGUUGAGCCAAACCAAGCCAAACAGCCAAAAUCAAAAUUCAUUAAGCUGUGAAAAAGUCUCGAACUUAUAUUUUUUGCUAAUGUUUUUCUUCACCCGUGUCUAUGCGCGCGUGUCAUAGCUGCGCGUACAGGUGUUUGGCUGUGUGUAAGCCAAUGAAAUAAUGUAUCUGAUUAUCUAAAACCACUAAAAUAUCACACUUGGAAAUUAGUGAAUUAUAUAUAUAUUAUAAAAAAUUCCAUUGAAAAAAGCAAAUAAUCAAGAAAAACGUGACAAAUAGUUAAAUUUAAAGUUCAAAAUAAAGUAAAAGUGAAAUUUUUAAAAUUUUGCUGGACACAACGAGAAAAAUUAUACUUAAUCAGUUUAUCUAAAAGCGAAAUUUUUGUGCAAAAAAAUACCCACCGUUAUAUAUAUUUAUAUAAUAUAAAUUAUAUGUAUAUAUGAUAUAUUUAAAAAAGGAUCAACGCCUGAAGAAAUCUUGCCAUCGAAAAUCUCACAGAGUAAUUAAUUGCGCUCCAACAAAUACAGCUACGGCAUUUCCCAUAUAUCAACCUUAAACAGUAUGUGUAAUAAUAACAUAAAUAAACAUAAUAAAAUUUGUAUACCUAUUUUUAAAAUUGCCGCAUCAUAAUAACAACAAUUGAACUCUAUUCUAAAUAUUUGUAAAUUCAAUGAAUGAUAAAAAAUUCAUAACGGGAAUGUUGCAAACUUAGCUAAUAAAAGUAAAACAAAAAGUGUUGAAAUUAUAAUUUAUAUUGAUAUCUUAAACAAUACAUCGAACUAAAACGUGUUGGAAUGUAUAAUAUAGAUCAUAAUUAAAAAUUAAAGUUAUACGUACGCUCAUUUCUCCUUUGCUACAAAAAAUGUGUUAAUGACAAACAUGACCAAUUAUUUUCAACAACAAUAAGCAAACUCGCUUUAAAUGUGCGGUUCUUAACGACAUUUUUAUUGUUAUUCACACUCAUAACCCACGAUAUAAGUAUAGUCAAAAAUAAAAACUUCCGAUGAUGAUGCUAACUACAGAACACCUCAUGCAUGGCCAUGCAUCUUCGGUCAGUCAGAGCGCACUUUUUGGCUGCUCGACGGCAGGGCAUAGCGGCAUUAAUCAGCUUGGUGGCGUCUAUGUCAACGGACGACCGCUGCCAGAUUCGACGCGCCAGAAGAUCGUCGAGUUAGCGCAUUCAGGUGCGCGUCCCUGUGAUAUAUCGCGCAUUCUGCAAGUGUCCAACGGAUGUGUUAGCAAAAUUCUAGGCAGAUAUUACGAGACGGGAUCCAUUAAGCCGCGCGCGAUAGGGGGUUCCAAACCACGUGUUGCUACAACGCCUGUGGUACAAAAAAUCGCGGAUUACAAACGAGAAUGUCCGAGCAUUUUCGCGUGGGAAAUAAGAGAUCGAUUAUUGUCGGAGCAAGUUUGCAAUAGUGAUAAUAUACCAAGCGUUUCUUCAAUAAAUCGGGUUCUACGAAAUUUGGCUUCACAAAAAGAGCAGCAAGCACAACAACAAAACGAAUCGGUAUACGAGAAAUUACGUAUGUUUAAUGGACAAUCAGGAGGCUGGGCUUGGUACCCCAGUAAUACAACACCAGCCCACUUGACCUUGCCACCCACGCCGACAGCAACGAAUUUAACGGGGCAAAUAGUGCGCGAUGAUUUGCCAAAACGCGAUCUAUUCUCAGGUGAAGCGUCGCAUCCCAAUUCUCAUGAAAGUACUUCCGACGGUAAUUCAGAUCACAAUUCAUCCGGUGAUGAGGACUCCCAAAUGAGAUUGCGUCUUAAACGAAAACUGCAACGAAAUCGCACUUCUUUUACAAAUGAGCAAAUCGACAGCCUGGAAAAAGAAUUCGAGAGAACACAUUAUCCAGAUGUAUUUGCACGUGAAAGGCUUGCGGAAAAAAUUGGUUUACCCGAGGCACGUAUUCAGGUAUGGUUUUCGAACCGACGGGCAAAAUGGAGACGCGAAGAAAAACUACGAACUCAACGGCGCUCAGUCGACCAUGUCAGCAAUAAUGGCGGUUCUGUCGGUAGCCGGUCGAGCACCGGCAAUACAGCUGCAAUUGCCGCCGCCGGAGUGGUCAGCAACCAAAGUGGAUCUGGUAUUAAUGGAGUUGGUGGCGUCGGAGUGGGCGGUGGUGCAACCGCCGACAACAAUUCCGCUACCAACAAUGGUAGCGCCGCAGAAGGUUCUAAUGGAGGUGGAACAAGCGCUUCGGCAGCGGCGGCAUUACCAGGAACAAGUGAUGGUGGUGGUGCAGCCAUUUCGACACUGGGUGAUGCAGCAGCCGCAGCUGCGACAGCUGUUGUGGUUGGUGGCCAUGGCAGCUCAGUUAGUCCACCUUUGCAAUCUGUUGCGCCCCGCCUUCCUCUGAAUACUGGUUUCAACACGAUGUAUUCUUCGAUACCACAGCCCAUCGCUACAAUGGCGGAGAACUACAAUUCUAUGACUUCGUCGCUGAGCUCAAUGACGUCAACUUGUUUACAGCAACGCGAUGGCUAUCCAUACAUGUUUCACGAUCCACUUACGUUGGGUUCUGUGCCCUAUGCAGCUCACGCACGACCAUCUUGCAAUCCCGCCGCAGCCCAUCAGCAGCCCCCACCACAGCAUACAUCGGCAUACGGAGGCGGUUCAGCAAGUGCAUCUAGCGGUACAGAUAACCAUACAUUUGCAGGUGUCAUCUCGGCAGGUGUGUCUGUACCUGUGCAAAUACCAGCACAAAGUGCAAGCGAUUUAACCAGCACUAAUUACUGGCCCCGUCUCCAGUGAUCUACACUGUUACUUACUCAGUCGUCAGCCGCAUCAGUAGCCAACGUCGGAACAGGUCAGUCGUCAGUUGGUUCUCUAUCCGGUUCGCCUCGCCCAGACAUUACUGUUUCUGCUGCGGCUGCCGCAGCAGCUGCGGUGGCAAACGCAGCCGCCGCAACGUCCGUUGCUGCAGCAGCAGCCGCGGCAGCUGUUGCUUCUGCGGCUAUAACCGCGAGCGCUAAUGCAGUAAGCGGCAGCAGUGGUGGCUUUGUCAGCAUAGGCACACCUUCACCUGUCGGCAGCAAUGCAAGCAGCAGUCAUAGUACGUUCAGUGGUUGCAACACCGGCGGCGGACUAGAAGUCAAUGCAAGAGCAGCAAUAGUAGAAGCGACAAAUAACACAAUUGACGAGUUCAAUGAGAACGAAACUAUCGGCCCGGGUACAAGAACAUCGGCAGAAACCAUUUUGGCAACACCACCACCUACACUGAUGCUAACUGUUCAACAACAACAACAGCAAGACAUACAAAGAGUAAUGCAGCAACAACAACACCAUCACUAUUCACAUCCCCAUUACAGCCAUCAUGUGCAUGGUCACCACCACCAAUAUCAACAGUUACACCAUUUGCAUCAACAUCAGCAAUAUCUAAGCGUUCAUGCAGCACAACAGCAACGACACCCACAAAUGCAGUCCCACAAGCAGCAGCAAAAUCAAAUGCAAACGGUUUUACAACAUCACCCACAUUCGCUGCUGCAUGCACAUCCACAACAGCAGAAUGAACCGCACUCUUACCACUAGCGAUAAAUGAACAAUUAUAAAAAACAGGAUACGUGAACCUCUUACUUAUACAUAUUUUGUCGGCCUUCGAUUCGCCAAAACUUAGAUAGUGGCGAAUCGAUCAAACGACUAGUAUAAUCAAAUAUAGAUAGUAAGAAGGAGAUUAUACCACAUAAAGAGCUAUCGACAUACUAGCUGCUAAUAAAUUCUUGGCUUGAGAACUUUGUUAUUGCAUUCACUGAGCAAAAAAGUUUACGUACAAGGCGUUUUUGUGAAGAAACUCAAUGAAGUCUAUCCUUUCUUAUUCAUAAAAAAAACGGAAAUUGAUUAUAUUAAAUUUUAAUCAUACAUACUCGUAUAUUCACAAACAUAAGUCUUUUCUUAUUUUCUAAAGUAAUAAAAAAGACAAGGAUAAAAAACAAAAAAAAAAAAGGAACUUCAAUUUUCAAUACAAAAAAGUUUACGUACAUUUUUAUACUCUCGCAACAUGUUGCUACAGAGUUUAAUAGUUUUGUUCACCUAACGGUAGUUUGUAUCACCUUAAACUAAUCGAGUUAGAUAUAUGAUCAGGAUGAAGAGACGAGCUGAAAUCCGGGUGACUGUCUGUCCGUCCGUCUGAGCACGCUGGAACUUGAGUAAAAAUUGAGAUAUCUUUAUAAAACUUGGUACACAUAUUUCUUGGUACCGUAAGACGGUUGGUAUUGCAGAUGGGCGUAAUCGGACCAAAGCCACGCCCAAAAAACGCCAUUAAUCAAAAACAAAUAAAUUGCCAUAACUAAGCCCCACAAUAAGAUACAAGACUGGUAAACAGGAUCACAUUAGGGAGCGGCUUCUGCGGUUUAAACUUUUUUUAAAAGUGGGCGUGGUCCUACCCCUAACAUAUUAAUUGUGCAUGUCUCCUAAACCACUAAAGCUACAAUAACAAAAUUCUUUUAGCACCUCUAUCGACAGUCAGGACGAAAUGGGUGAAAUCAAGUGACAACCCCGCCCACUCCCCAUAUAACGGUACUGUUAAAAACUACUAAAAGCGCGAUAAAUCAAGCACUAAACAAGCCAGAGACAUUACAUUUUAUCUCUGGGAUGGUAUAAGAUGAUUCUAUAGGAACCACGUUCAAAAUUAGAUAGUGGGCGUGGCACCGUCCACUUUUAGGUGAAAACCCAUAUCUUGGGAUCUGCUUAACCGAUUUCAACAAAAUUCGGUACAUAACAUUCCUCUCAUAUUUCUAUGGUAUAGUACGAAAAUGGGCGAAAUCGGAUUACAACCACGCCUAUUUCCCAUAUAACAUCCUUUUAUAUUCCAUCUGAUUUUUUUACUUUUCAGUAUGCAAAUCAAGCAACAAUGAUUAUAUCGGCGUAAAACUUUGCGUGAAUAAUAAGUAUGCCCCCUUGUGACCAAAAAUUAAACUCCAACCAAAACCAAAACUCUUCAAGCCCCUAGGUACAGAAUAUGUGGACCUCAGUGCCCAUAGUUGACUUUUUACCGAAAAUAUCGGUCAACAAGGCGGCAAGAUCCACAAAGAAAUCUAAAACGAGUAUACCAUUUGACUUUGCGAGAGUAUAAAAUGUUCGGUUACAUCCGAACUUAGCCUUGUUUUUUUUUUUUUGUUUUUUUGACAAUAUUCAUUGUACGAAAAAAAUCUUGCGAUCACGGUUUCUUUUAGUUGGAUUUUCAGACCAUGAAUAUUUGAGGAAGUUGAAUACGUAAGCUUAUUUUGCUCACUUUAUAUUACUUGAGAAGAGGACAGAGCUGAAACUCGAAGACGGCUGUAAUAUCAUGACAGGAUGUAAAAUGUUUAGUAUAAAUAUCGUAAAUCGAAAGUGUACAGGUAUAUUCAUUUGUACAUAUGUAUGGGUAUUUGUACUUGCAGACAGACACUUUGAAGUAUAGGUAAAACAUAAAAAACAUCUUCGUUUAAACAACAAGACCGAAUAGAGCUGAAUUGCAGGAAGGGGGAAUAGGGUUUAUUUGUGUAAAACAAGGCAAAUUUUUAAGAUUUUUUAUUGAUGAAACAAUUAAAAUCUAUUUUUAAAACCAAUAGUACAAUGUAGUAUGACAUUUGAAUGAUAUUCUGUUAAAUUUUCAUGAGAAAAUUUCGAUUUAGAUCUUGAAAUAAAAAAAUUAAAAUUAUGUCAUUAGAUAAUAGCUUUGCCCAGGCAAUGCUGGGAAGGUUUUCGAAAUUUCAAAUUUUCACUUUUGAAGGAAAAAGACGAUUUUUUGCGAAAAAAUCGACUAAUUUGUUUUUGUAAAAUGAAAAAUAUUAACAAAUUUUACAAAAAAUAACCCUCCAGCGCUAUCUCGUAAUUUAUGUAUCGAAAUAGUGUGCAAAAUUUCAAAACGAUCGGUGCAGUGGCUUUGAAGUAGUGACUGGCAUCGACUUUGAAAUCGUGAGCUGUUGAGAAAACGCUUUAAAAUUUUGAAACCUGAUGUAAACCGUUUAUAAGACCGGCAUCAAAACAUUCGUAACUUUGUCAAUUUUGCUCCAAUCGACUUUGACACAUUCUCUGGGCUGCCGAGAGAAAAACCGGGCCCAGGGGUAAAUACCUCUGGUGCCUUAAAAACUUUAUUAACUAUCUUCCCACUUACUACAUUAAUUUUUUGAAGAAUAAGUCAAAUACGACGUAGUGUUUCAUGCUCUGAUUACAUUUUCAAUCAAUUUGAUUUCUUGUUGAUGUUGGGUGGAACAAAUUUGUUUGGUACGAUUUUGAAAAUCAAUAAUCUAGAAAUCAGUACAUACAUAAACUUUUAGUCUAUGUUUUCAGAUUAUACCGGAAUAUAUGAAUAUUGGGAAAGUAAAACUUAACAGUUAAUGGGAAGACAGAAACAAGUCAUUCAAACAUGUAUUUAUCGAUCUAAUUAAUGAAAGAACGGUUCUUUUGAAAUUUGUUGACUGUCGUGACUAAGUUUUUGAACAUGCAGUUUAAAAUCCUCCAACAUUCGAUUAUUUGGAACUUAGAAGUGAGUUUUUCAAGUUAUGGCGGCAGCGAAUACGUCGUUAAUACAGUGUAGCUAGUCCUGAAAUCCUUCCUUGUGACUUGGAAUGAUCGAUGUCAAUUUUGUUCCUUGCUAAAGCACUAAAUGAACGUUCACGACUUGAAACAGAAACGGGUAAAGUGCAAAAUAUUCUCAAAACGAUAUUAUUUGGGAAAAAUCAAAUUCAAUAAGUUGCAUGGAGUAAGACGGGUUUCAAAAUUUGCAUCGUAAACGUGUUUGAGGUCAAUAGCUUAAUUGGACAACUUAUCAGACACAUCAACAAAAUAUUUUUUUGUAAAAUUUUUUGCAGCUGCGUUGAGCUCAUCUUUUUUCAUAUCAUGGAACUGUCAUAGAAAUGAGACCGAUUCGUUUAUGUCACUCACUGCGGUGAAUCUUCUCUUUAUUCCACAGAUAGCAUAUUUCUAACUUCAGCGUCGAUGGUGGCGUUGAUCUCUUCAAAUUUCUUUCAUUGAUUGACUGAACGAUUUUAAACCAUAUAGAGGCCAUCAAAACAUAUUCAUAUUUGCUCAUAUAUUUCAAAAUUCCAUUAACGUUUCGACGAGUUUCUGUCGUAAAAUUGAGUUUUAACUUUUUUCAAAGCGUUUAUCAAUAAGGAAAGAUUUUUCGCGAAUGGCUUGAUGGUUCUGGCAGACCUCCUUGUUUUAAAAAGACUGUUAAGUGAAUUAGAUAUUUUGGAUGUCAGAAUUUUUCAACGUUGCGUGCUGCUACUGAAAAUAUUGAUACAUUUUUGAACGACACCUAAAACAGUUAUUGGUCGAAGACAGAAUUAAGCCGAGUCGACUGCAACCAAAUUCAGCCUGUGGGCACCACAGGGCGAAAGAACUGCAUACUUAUUUUUACGUUGGUUGUGACUUUGCGCUCCUUAAUAUUUACAGCUCAUAUUACUACCAUUACUGUAGCCAUGUCUACGGCAAUCUUCCAAUGUUUUGCAAAUUAAAGCGGCAAUAGCUUUUUUAGCGUUCCUACACAUUCUUAAGGUAUUAUGCAUUCAUUUAAAAAAAAAAUCAAACAUAAAUUUUAAACUCUAUUCCACUUAAAAUGAGGUAGAAAGGUUAUUGCGAUUAAAAAACUUCCGUUGUAAAAUACUUCUAAUUAUGCCAUAAUUUUGCGUUAAAUCGCCGCCGUUAUCACACAUCGUUUUGAAUUAAAUUAUGGGUGUCCCUGUUUAAGCGAAAAAACCUUAGUAUAGUGGCGGAGUUGUAUUUCUCUACUCUGAACUUGGAGAACUUAUAUAAUAAUGAGGCUUUGAAUCGAUUUUUCCAGCCAAAGCUGCCUGUGAUACAGGCUUAGAACUUAAGAGUCAUUUCCUUAAUCGAUUGUGUGGAUAACCAAAACAUUAAUCACCUUGUAAGUGCUUUCGCGAAACAACGAGUUAACUAAAGCUAGUUAGCAGAAGAAUUUUUAUGUCGCAAAGGUUUAAUACAAUUGUAUUUUGGCAAAUUUUAGAAGUUCUGAACUUUCAAAAGUAUACCAGUGGCCUUUCCUCAACGCUAGUAAAAUGCUGUUGCUGCAAACUGAACCUUUAGUUUAAAAACUCGUCCAAUUAGCAUUCGAUUCAGUUUAUGUAACACUUUUUGCAUAUUAAAAUCCUCAAAACAUUGUACAACAUAUUCACAUAAGAACAUACAUAAAUACGUAUAGAUAUAUAAUACUUGCAUAAAUCCAUUCUAGAAUAGAAUGGGUAAUUUCUGUUUUUGUUGGGAGACACUUGACGGAGGAAUUUGCAAUUCGUUAAUAAGUAGAAAAAAAUAAUUGCAGCAUAGCCGACAACGAAACUUAAUAUGUUAUACAAUUCAUUUAAUUAACAUCCGCAAUUGUGUAAUUAUUGAUGCAUAGUAAAUAUGUAGAGAAUUAGUUUAAGUAUAGAUAUAAGGUCAGUAGGAAAUGAAUGAGACAUGUAAAACUGAUACAUCCCUUCACAUUAGGAUGUCCAUUUUCCCAAGUUAAUUGUGUUUCGGCACAAAAAUAUGGGUCCAGCGUAAAUAACAUGGGAUUUAUUGAUAUUUUGCAUUAAAGAAGAAAACCGACAACCUUGGAAAAAUGAUAUUUUAGUACAAAAUUUUCCACUCUACAAAACUGGUCCGAAUGAUUUUUUCGUAAAAACAUUCUUUUAAAUAUUAUACGCAGUUAAAGUUAUACAUCAAAUGAUCUAAGCGUUCAUACAAGUGAUUUGUACAUUCUGUGUUGCUCAUACGACAUGGUGUAACGUAUAUGUACUUGUAUAUAUAUGAAUACAGUACAUUUGAUGCAUAAUCUUAAAUAUGUAUAACUUUCAAAGCCUUAUUUGUAUGAAAAAAAUCAUUCCGACCUUUUUUGUGGAUUGGAAAAUUUUAUAUUCUAAUAUCACUGUUUUAAAUUGUGGAUUAAUUUGCUUUGGAGAUAAAAACUUUAUUGCAAAGGAUCAAAAAAUCCCAUAUAAAUAUAUAUAAAAUAUAUAGUAAACGUAAUUGGUAAUUUGGAACGGUUUAAAUUAAAAAUAAAGAGCUUGUUUACAUUGGACCCUUCCCUUUAGGGCAAAAACGGAAACUUCAGAGGGACGUAUUAAAAAACAAAUCAACUUGGGAAAUAACUGACACCCUACUUCCCAUGAACGUUAAAAAUAUUAUAGAGCUACAAUGUAGAUACUAGUACAUCUCUUACAUCACGUACAUAUUUACACAUGCAUGGUAUUUGAUUUAUUUGCAUUUAAGGAUCUACAUAUGGAAUUAUUCUACGAAUUAUUUAUAAUUGUCAUUUUCGAAUUAAGUGUAAUCAUGUAAGAAACAUUACAUUAUUUACAUUACUUUGUAUCUACAUAUACAUAUAUAUAUAUAUAUAUAUACAUAAAUGGCUCCAUUCACUAGUAAAUACAUUUAUGUGUACACACAUGUUAUGUGAAUAGGUAGAGUUCAUAAAAUUUAUAUUUAUAUUACCCUGGAUGUAUAUGUAGACAAUUACAUACAUACACACAUGUAUAAAUGCGCAAAAAUAUAAAUUCAUAUAUUUUCUGUACGAAAUAGCCAUCUAACAUAUAAAUACAGGUAUGUGUAUUAUAGUAUAAGUAGUAAAUGGAUUAACAAUUGAAUAUAACAUAUAUAUAAAUAUAUAUAUAUAUAUUUGUAUAUAUAUAUAUAAUAUACAUAGUAUAUUUACUUACAUAUAUGUAUAUACAUAUUGCACUUGCAAGUGCGGGUUUUGUUGUAAAACAAUAAUAACAAAUAAACAAAUGCAAUAUUUCCCUUGAUGUGUGAAAUAUAUUGGUUGUGGUAUUUGCUAUAUGAGACGAUUAAGCAUAAAUUUUUUCCUGAAGAACUUAUUAAUAAAUACCAGCUGAGCCCCCAAAUUAAAA
Molecule: messenger RNA, 10288 nt
Organism: Bactrocera oleae (olive fruit fly)
Lineage: Eukaryota; Metazoa; Arthropoda; Insecta; Diptera; Tephritidae
Gene: toy
Product: twin of eyeless
Biological process (GO): anatomical structure development; regulation of transcription by RNA polymerase II
Molecular function (GO): RNA polymerase II cis-regulatory region sequence-specific DNA binding; DNA-binding transcription factor activity, RNA polymerase II-specific
Source: RefSeq, a predicted model, not a curated record